GGGAAACCGUCGCAUGCCACGUUAUCCGGACACUUAUCCGGAUAAUACUACUAUAAGUUCCCUCCAAACCCCACCAUUUUACAAGCCGCAGCGAACGAGCCAACAUGUCCGCGCCGCAGCUGGACCAGGAGCUGUUCUUCCGCCGUUUGAACAACAUCUAUGCGUCAUGGCGGGAUCCGAAGAACGCGGAAUGGGACGAUGUCGAAAGCUUUUUGGUGUUGGCGGGCAAACCCAACCCAGACGACAGCGGGUACCGCAAAUCGGCGGUGCUUCAGUUUUAUCUACUGGGAUUUCUCGAGUUUCCCGAGACGUUGAUGGUGUUCACCAAGUCCAAGUUGCUCGUGUUGACGAGUGGCAAGAAGUACACGAUGCUGGAAGCCAUCCUCGGCGGCAACGACACGUCCGACGUCAAGCUCGAGCUGCUGAAGCGCGACAAGACGGACGGCAACAAGGCCAACUACGCGGCACUCAUCGCCGCCAUCCAGGCCGACAGCGUCAAGAAACGGGUGGGCGUGCUGGCCAAGGAAUCCCCCGACGGCGACUUUGUGCAACUGUUUCAGAAAGAAGUGGACGCGGCGGGCAUGGACAAGAUCGACAUUUCCAAGGGCAUCGAAUGCGCGCUGCGUGUCAAAGCCCCCGAAGAGCUGGUACAUACAUACACACCCCUUCCACACCCUCUUCCAUCAUGGUUCACUCACCGGUCUCGCGGUUGUUGUAGGAAAACAUUCGCUGGGCUGGCGCGCUCACGAAAAAGGUGUUCCAGUCCAAGUUUGUCGAAGACAUGGAAGGCAUCAUCGACGAGGACAAGAAGGUCAAGCACGAUGCGUUCAGUGCCGACAUUGAGGGCGUGUUUGAAGACCCGAGCAAGAUCAAGGUGACGCUCAGCCCCGAGGACGUUGAGUCGUGCUAUUCGCCGAUCAUUCAGUCGGGCGGCAAGUACGACCUCAAGCCGAGCGCGCAGAGUUCGUCGGACGUGAUGAAGUUUGACGUGAUCGUGGCGUCUGUGGGCGCCCGGUACAAGGGCUACUGCUCGAACGUGGCGCGAACGUUCUUUGUGACGCCAACCAAGUCCAUGGAGCGGUCGUAUGAGCUACUGCACGAAGCGCAUGACAUGUGCAUCAACGAGCUACGCCCGGGCAAAACCGUGAGCCAAGUCGUGGACAAAGUGACCAAACUCGUCGAGUCGCGCAACCCCAAGCUGGCCAAACUGCUCACGAAAAACUUUGGCUUUGGCAUUGGGCUCGACUUUCGGGAAGCUGGGAUGGUCCUCACGGCCAAGAACCACCACGUGAUUCAAGCUGGCCAAGCGUUCAAUGUGGCCAUGGGCUUCCAGAACAUCCCGCUCAAAGACGCCGACAGGCCGCGCCACCUCCCCGACACUUACUCGAUUCUGCUCGCGGAUACGGUAUCGGUCCAGCCGGACGAGACCAAGAUCUUGACCAAGGUGUCCAAGGCAUGGACCAAGGUGCAUUACGUGCUCGACAACGACGCCGAAGACAAGCAUGCCAAGGCAGCCAAGGCGGCCAAAGACAAGCUCGACAAGCAGCAGAAACAGCGCCGCGCACGCCAGGAACAGGCCGACAACGACGACGAAGACGCUCCCGUGAGCAGCAACAUCAUGCAGAAUCGGCUGCGGGACAAGCAGCGCCAGUCGGAAGGCAAGCAGACAGACCAGGAGCGCCGCGAACGCCAUCAGGCCGAGCUCAUGAAGGAGAAGCGAGAGGAAGCCAUGCGCCGCCUCGAAGAACAGAGCAGCGACGCCGUCCAAGGCAAGCGCCAAGACCGCAACGCCAUUGUCGCAUACAACCAUUCGUCGCGGUACCCGGAGCUCAAGCCGCGGCAGGUGGCGGUGGACAUGCGCGCAGAGGCGGUGAUCGUCCCAAUCAACGGCAUCCCCGUGCCGUUUCACAUUUCGACAAUCAAAAACGUGAGCAAGAGCGAAGAGGACAAGGCGACGUACCUGCGCAUCAACUUUCACUGCCCGGGGGUGGGCGGGACCCUUGGGAAGGACGCGUCGCCGGCGAUGCAGGCGGCGGUCGCCAAGUUUCCGUCGCUCAUGUUUAUCAAGGAGCUCGGGUUUCGAUCGAGUGACGCGCAUAACUUGAACAACCAGUUCCGCCUGAUCAAAGAGUUGCAGAAGCGAGUCAAGCAACGCGAGCAACAAGAGCAAGAAGAGUCGGAUUUGGUCGUGCAGGAGGACUUGAUCAUGCAGCGAGACCGCCGCGUGCCGCGACUAAGCGACUUGAGUGCGCGGCCUACCUUUAGCGGCCGCAAGACGCAAGGCACGUUGGAAGCCCACGUGAACGGGUUUCGGUUCACGACCAACAAGAACCAAAAGCUCGACAUUUUGUACGCCAACAUCAAGCACGCGAUCUUUCAACCAUGCGACAAGGAGCUGGUGGUGCUGAUCCAUUUCCACCUCAAGAACCCGAUCAUGAUUGGCAAGAAGAAGCACCAGGAUGUGCAGUUUUACACGGAAGUGAUCGAGUCGAGCCAAGCGCUAGACAACCGCCGCCGGUCCAUGUACGACCCCGACGAACUGGACGAGGAGAACCGCGAGCGGUCGCUCCGCGAGAAGCUGAACUUGACGUUCAAGGACUUUUGCCAAAAGGUGGAGCGCGUGAGCGAGCAAAUCGACAAGACCAUCGCGUUCGACAUCCCGUACCGCGAACUCGGGUUCAGCGGCACCCCGUUCAAGGAGAUGGUGCUGCUGCAGCCGACCGUGCACUGCUUGGUAUCUCUGACCGAGUUCCCGUUCUUCAUCACGCUGCUCGAUGACGUCGAGCACGUGCACUUUGAGCGUGUGUUCUUUGGCUCCAAGAACUUUGACAUGGUGUUUGUGUACAAAAACUUCAACUUGGUGCCGGUCCGCGUGUCGGCAAUCUCGACCAACGAGCUCGAGCGGAUCAAGGAAUGGCUGGACGACAUCAACAUUUGCUUCACGGAGGGCACGGCCAACUUGAACUGGAAGCAGAUCAUGGUCACGAUCAAGGCAGACGACCGAUUCUACCUCGAAACGGAUGAGGAUGGCGUGCCCAAGCCCGCGGGAUGGGAGUUUCUCCGCAUGGAUGGCUCGGACGACGAAGAUGGCGACGAAGAUGACGAAGAGAGCGAGUUUGAAGGCAGCGCGAGCGGCAGCGGCGGCGGCUCGGACGGAUCCGACUCGGACGACUCGGAUGAUGAUUCCGACUCGGAUGUGUCGCUUGUGGACGAGUCGGACGACGACGGCAGUGCCGACGACGACGACGAUGAGGACGACGGACCCAGCUGGGAUGACCUGGAGAAGGAGGCGCGCGCAAGUGACAUGAUGCGCAACGAAAAGAAGGAGGCCGACAGCGACGAAGAGUUUAAGCGAAAACACAAGAAGAAGACAGCCGGCGGCGGCGGCCCCCCGCCCAAACGAUCCAAGCAUUAAUCAAGAAAGUAGCGGAUGGUGGUAGGUAGUAUGUAGUAUGUAGUAGUAGGCUAUAGUAGUAACGGUUUAACCAGGACAACUAACGUACAUCC
Molecule: messenger RNA, 3507 nt
Organism: Aphanomyces astaci
Lineage: Eukaryota; Oomycota; Saprolegniomycetes; Saprolegniales; Verrucalvaceae
Exons: 3
Coding region: 782-3415 (877 amino acids)
Biological process (GO): transcription elongation by RNA polymerase II; positive regulation of transcription elongation by RNA polymerase II
Cellular component (GO): FACT complex
Molecular function (GO): nucleosome binding
Source: RefSeq, a predicted model, not a curated record